Messenger RNA from Halteromyces radiatus, 414 nucleotides. RefSeq lists its product as uncharacterized. NCBI's taxonomy places the organism in Eukaryota, Fungi, Mucoromycota, Mucoromycetes, Mucorales, Cunninghamellaceae. The record is from RefSeq and is a predicted model, not a curated record. The transcript is spliced from 5 exons. The coding region runs from base 1 to 414 and encodes 137 amino acids.
AUGUCAGAUAUACUGCUAGUGGCAACCCUUCCUUCUCUCCGAACCCAUGAUGCUGAUGACAUUCAAUUGCAAUAUGAUACAAGACAUCCACUGGUGUUGACAAGGUAUCAUGAUUGUCGCCUAUACAAUCAAAUGUCGAAUGGUCAUCAUCGGUUUAUACUUAGCUUUUGUGGAGCGUAUCUAUUAAAACCGGAACAAGCUACCUACCUUGAUGGUCUUAAAAUGUCAGAUAUACUGCUAGUGGCAACCCUUCCUUCUCUCCGAACCCAUGAUGAUGAUGACAUUCAAUUGCAAUACGAUACAAAACAUCCAUUGUUGUUGACAAGAGCAUUGGACUUGGUCGAGGAUGACUGGUGUCUAGGAUCAUUUAUGAAUCUAGAGGCUGGAUCUAGUGCUCAAGUAGGUGGAGACUAG